Thamnophis sirtalis is the source of this 2683-nucleotide messenger RNA. Lineage: Eukaryota; Metazoa; Chordata; Lepidosauria; Squamata; Natricidae. The record is from RefSeq and is a predicted model, not a curated record.
UUUUUCCUCUCCACAUGGCCCUGAACCUCCCCUGUUAACUUUUCAUUCUAUUCCACAGCUGAUUUCUAGGGGGAGCAAGUUAAGAGCAGAGGGCCAUGGGGAACAAAAAGAGUUGGGAUGUGGAGCUCAAUGGGACUGUGCUUGUGCCAGAGACAAAGGAAAAUCCACGGAAGGGGAAGGAUGAGCUUGAAGAAAGAGGCCAGUGGACCAACAAAGUAGAGUAUGUACUUUCUGUGGCUGGAGAGAUCAUCGGUCUGGGAAACGUUUGGCGAUUUCCUUAUCUCUGCUACAAGAAUGGAGGUGGGGCCUUCUUAAUUCCAUAUGCCAUCUUCCUCUUUAUCUGUGGAAUUCCAGUCUUCCUCUUGGAGACAGCCUUGGGACAAUACACCAGUCAAGGAGGAAUCACUGCCUGGAGAAAGAUCUGCCCUAUCUUUGAAGGAAUUGGAUAUGCUUCACAAGUGAUUGAAUCCUAUCUGAAUAUUUAUUACAUUGUCAUACUGUCUUGGGCCCUAUUUUACCUCUUUAACUCCUUCUCACCUGUAUUGCCCUGGUCCAAUUGCAACAAUUACUGGAACUCAGAGUAUUGUGUGGAGGUUCUGAAUGUCUCCGACUCUGGGAAUAAUACUAACGCCACCUCUCCAGUUAUCGAGUUUUGGGAGAGGCGAACGCUGAAAAUAGCAGAAGGCCUUCACGAUCUGGGCACUGUGCGCUGGGAGUUGGCUCUCUGCCUCUUGCUGGCCUGGAUCAUCUGCUAUUUUUGCAUCUGGAAAGGAGUCAAAUCCUCUGGCAAAGUAGUCUACUUCACUGCCACUUUCCCUUACCUAAUGUUGAUUGUGCUGCUAAUUCGAGGAGUCACUCUCCCUGGGGCGUUAGAUGGAAUUAUAUUCUACUUAAACCCAGAUGUUUCCAGAUUGGCUGAUCCUCAGGUAUGGAUGGAUGCAGGCACUCAGAUCUUCUUUUCAUAUGCCAUUUGCCAAGGAUGCUUGACAGCUCUUGGCAGCUACAACAAAUAUAACAACAAUUGUUACAGAGAUACCUUCAUGCUCUGUUUCCUGAACAGUGCCACAAGCUUUGUGGCGGGCUUUGCCAUCUUCUCUGUCUUGGGCUUCAUGGCGCAGGAACAAGGUGUCCCCAUUUCGAAAGUAGCUGAAUCAGGUCCUGGCCUAGCAUUUAUUGCUUACCCCAAAGCAGUAACCAUGAUGCCUAUAUCUCAGCUGUGGGCCUCUUUGUUCUUCCUUAUGCUGAUCUUCUUGGGGCUGGACAGUCAAGAGCUGAUCGUUUUUAUGACAAUAUUGAAGAUAUGAUUGGCUACAGACCCUGGCCCCUGAUUAAAUAUUGCUGGCUCUUCCUCACACCUGGUCUUUGUCUGGCUACCUUCCUGUUUUCACUCAUUAAAUAUGAACCCCUCAAAUACAACAACGUUUAUGAAUAUCCUCCGUGGGGGAUAGCAGUCGGUUGGGUGUUGGCCUUGUCCUCUAUGAUCUGCGUACCGUCCUACAUUAUAUUCAGCUUCCUGAAAACCAAAGGAUCUUUCAAAGAGCGCUUACGCCAGCUCACUACUCCAUCAGAAGACUUGCCCCAGCCAAAGAAGCAUCUGAUGGGCACUUCUGGACGUGAAUGUUCUGAUGUGGGAUCCCAGCAUCCAGUCAAGGAAGUGCUUGGCAAGACAGGGAAGGAAACCAACUUCUAGAGCUUUCUGACAUUCUGGAAGAGUCUCUUCAUAUUUCUGAAGACGUCUACUUCUAUCCAGGUUGAGUUUCCUCCGAGGUCUUCCUUAUUCUCUUAAGAUGUCAGCAAUUUCUAAGAACGGAUCACUGGAUGGAAAGGAACCAACCCUUGCUUUUUCUAUCAGCACAAGAGCAACUGUAAAGUCAUCGCAGUGAAGAGGACCACAGCUCAAAAUCUUCAUGAAAUUCUUCUCAUUGACAUCGUUGGAGAAGGGAACUAUGCUGCAUAUACACUCUAUCCUUGAACUGUGUUGUUUUCUGUUUGCAAGAAUUAAAUACACAGCCUGAUCAGUACCUGAAAACCACCUGUUGAAGCUGGUCAACCUGACUCAUCCUUUCUUUAAUCAUUCUUCCACUGCUACCUCUACUCUUUGAUGCCAUGUCAAUGAUUCUGUGAAAAAAAACCACUAAUCCAGGAACCUCUGAGAUUAGCUAAAUGUGUGUGACGGCAGGAUGAAUGCAUCUUGGACAACUUUGAUGGAUUACUCUUUUUUUUUUCUAUUGUUCUCAAUGGUUUACAUUAAUGUGUACAGGUGAAGGCAAAUAUCAUACCACUCUGUUUGGACUUUCUAAAUUAAAGUUGACUGAACAGUCUCUCCCGCUGGGGUUGCCCAAAGGAGGGGAAAAUGGCAAAUUGGAAGCAAAAUAAUUUUGUGAGAUACUUUCCUUCACAUUCUCUCUUUCAUCUUUUGGAGAAAAAAUUGGCACCAAAAGGCUGACAGUCCUUCAGUUUGAAUAUACCUCAUCUGACAUUGCUUCGUGUGACAUCCUUAAGUUGGUGGAAAACUAGAGGAAAAAAAAUGUGACUCGAAUGGGAGCUGCUGUAAAAAAGGAAACGCCAAAAUUGCCUUAGUGUGUGUGGGAAACACAUAAGAAAGAACCAACUUGGGAAUAGCAAUAGCACUUAGACUUAUAUACCGCUUUACAAUGCUUUACAGCCCUCUCUAAGUGGUUUA